AUGGCGAAUUCAUCAACCAGUAAUAAUGACAGUAGUAGUAGUAAUUUCCACGGAGACUGCUACUAUACCUCUGACUAUGGCGUUGUCAGUCACAACGUCAGCGCCAGCUGCUAUGCCGUAGAUGCCCGCACUACGGCUCUCCAGGGCUUCCACUACUCCACUACGGGGGCCGGCGGGGUCGAUUGUGUCCCUGAACAAGAGACUGAUUGUGCGCAGGGAAUACCAUCUCCUCCGCAGAGUCCCCCCCUCGCCGCCAGACACACGUACGCCGCCAACAAGAAUGCCAUGAUUCAGGGUAGCGGACGGGCGCGCAGAGGGGGGGCUGCAUACACCAUUACGGAAGAGUGUGAGAGACUCUUCUGCGAGACACUGCGAGCUGUAUUUCUGGGUGAGGGAAACGCAGCGCGCCAGGACUCGCUUGUAUCGGGUAUGCAUAUCAUCGACGACGUUCCGAUUCCGAACGAUAUCUCCGACUAUGGUGUCCAUGUGAGACGAUAUCCGGAAAAGUUGGAUCAGUUACCGCCGAGUCCGGAAAUGGAUGCCGGCGGACUGGGAGAAGGGUGUGGGAUUGGUGCUGUGAGGACGUGGCUUGAGAUGUGGGAUUAUGUGGGUGGGAAUAAGUUCAGGGGUUUCGUUGCUGAGAAGAAUGGUGAGAGGGCGAUGUUCGUCUUCUUUGAUCAGUCUGUCAUUGCCGGCGAUCUCAAGGCCGGGUUGAUGGCUCUUCUCGAACUCUGUGACAACCCCUACUUCUCCUGCUCCCGCCUUGUCGCAUGUCUGGAUCGCCGCACCAAUCCACUUCUCAUGGAGGCGCGAGCCAAGGACCUUGGCUGGAUUGGUUUCCAGCUAACGACCCUUGAGGAGUUCGGCGGUGGGGACGAGAUCACCAGUACUCGCUGGUUGUUCAUGGAUAUGGAAGUGUGA
Messenger RNA from Westerdykella ornata, 921 nucleotides. RefSeq lists its product as uncharacterized. Gene Ontology annotation, molecular function: ornithine decarboxylase inhibitor activity. Lineage: Eukaryota; Fungi; Ascomycota; Dothideomycetes; Pleosporales; Sporormiaceae. The transcript has 3 exons. The record is from RefSeq and is a predicted model, not a curated record. Bases 1 to 921 code for a protein of 306 amino acids.